GAUGGCGGAGGUGUUCAGGACUUUCCACUAAGGCUGGUUACUGUGUACAAGAAUGUGGUGGUACAAAUACUGAAUUUUGCUCACCAAAUCUAGCUCUGAGAGACCGGCGUGCCCUUGUGCCUCCCCUGCUGCGGCUGUUGUCCCUGGUCCACGGUCUGAACUUCCAAGCCGGCUGCCGAGUGGGGCGGUUGAACUACGACGACUUUUACAUCCCAGAAAUUGCAGAGAAAAUUGAUAUUAGGAAUGAUUACUUGAACUGGAUGAACAGCAGGCUUCACCCGAUGUCCAGGAGGGAGAGUCCAAUCCUGUUCUGUGAGUAUCCAUUCUUGUUCGACCCUCAGGCCAAGACGCUGCUGCUCAGGUGUGACGCCACUCGGCAGGGCGAAUGUUUCCCAGACCACCCGGUCAUACGCACGUUCUGGGAAGUAUUUCACAAACUCUCCCUGGAGCAGAAGAAGUUGUUUUUGAAGUUCCUGACGGGCACUGACAGGGUUCCUAUUCUGGGCCUGAAGGCACUCAAGUUGAUGAUCCAAAGCACAGCAGACGACAGCUUCCUUCCGGUCGCACACACCUGCAUCGCCCAACUCGACCUGCCAAGAUACAACACCAAAGAGAAGCUGAAAUACAAACUUCUACAGGCCGUACAGCAGAGUGAAGGGUUCGGCCUGGUGUGAGGGUGUCAGGGGGUGUUGACGGGGUGUGAGGGGGUGUUGAAGGGUGUGAGGGGGUCAGGGGGAGGCUGUGUGAGUUGGAUAAGAGUGACCUUGUGUGUGGGAGGAAGUGCCUGUUAAGAAAAUAGAAUAUAUAGAAAUUAAUAGAAAAUAUAUGUAAUAGUUUACAGAAUUAUUAUUAUUAUUAUUAUUAUUAUUAUUAUUAUUAUCAAAUUGAGUAUAUUUUUUAGUCUUGUUACAAAAAAAAAUGAAUGAAAUAAAGAAAAUGAAAAAGGUAA
Molecule: messenger RNA, 949 nt
Organism: Scylla paramamosain (green mud crab)
Lineage: Eukaryota; Metazoa; Arthropoda; Malacostraca; Decapoda; Portunidae
Product: probable E3 ubiquitin-protein ligase HERC4
Exons: 6
Coding region: 261-674 (137 amino acids)
Biological process (GO): protein polyubiquitination
Molecular function (GO): ubiquitin protein ligase activity
Source: RefSeq, a predicted model, not a curated record